AUGCGCACCUCAGACAUCUUCCUUACCAUUUCGUCUUUGGUUGUCGGGUCGCUGGCCGGCACGUACAAUAUUGACAAGACGUAUAUCGGCGAGGAUUUCCUCAACACCUGGACCCACGAGGCCAUCUCCGACCCGACGCACGGUCGAGUAGAUUAUGUAACCCAAGCGACGGCGCUAGCGGAAAACCUUACUUAUGCAAAUGGUGACACGCUCAUUAUGCGCGCCGACGCCACGACAGUAUUGUCGGCGUCGGGGCCUGGAAGGAAAAGUGUUCGCCUUCAGAGCCAGGAUAGUUUCGGCACACACAUCGUUAUUUUUGAUGUCAGACACAUGCCUGUGGGCUGUGGUACCUGGCCCGCCGCUUGGGAGACUGGCCCCAACUGGCCAGCAAACGGCGAAGUUGAUGUGGUAAGUACAUACGUGAUCGAAGGCGUCAACGACCAAGGACCUAAUUUGGUGUCUCUCCAUGUCGCCACCACUUGCAGUAUGCCCUCCUCUGGCCGGGAUAUGUCUGGAACUGCUGGAUCACUGAAUUGUGAUGUCAACACCGAUGGCAACAGCGGAUGUGGUGUCAACAAUCCCACCUCCAAUAGCUUCGGUCACGACUUCAACAAUGCAGGUGGAGGUUGGUAUGCUAUGGAGAGGACAAGCGACGAAGUGAAAGUUUGGUUCUGGUCAAGACAGGACAGCACUGUCCCUGGCGAUGUGCAGAGUGGUGCUGACGAGGUCAACACCAACAACUGGAAUCAACCGGUCGCGUACUUCCCGAGCACGGACUGUGACAUCGGUAAUGAGUUUGGCAAAAACAACAACCUUAUCUUCGAUCUCACUUUCUGCGGAGACUGGGCUGGUGGCUCGUCUUACGCUGCAGCCGGAUGCUCUGGCACCUGUGUCGACUGGGUGAACAAUCACCCAAGCUCAUUCCAUGAUUCAUACUGGGACGUCGCCGCUGUUCGCGUCUACACGUAA
Messenger RNA from Postia placenta MAD-698-R-SB12, 969 nucleotides. Its product is annotated as glycoside hydrolase family 16 protein. The record is from RefSeq and is a predicted model, not a curated record. The transcript is spliced from 8 exons. Bases 1 to 969 code for a protein of 322 amino acids. Lineage: Eukaryota; Fungi; Basidiomycota; Agaricomycetes; Polyporales; Adustoporiaceae. Gene Ontology annotation, molecular function: hydrolase activity, hydrolyzing O-glycosyl compounds. Gene Ontology annotation, biological process: glucan catabolic process.